Molecule: messenger RNA, 3543 nt
Organism: Scatophagus argus
Lineage: Eukaryota; Metazoa; Chordata; Actinopteri; Scatophagidae
Product: gastrula zinc finger protein XlCGF57.1-like
Exons: 2
Coding region: 84-1943 (619 amino acids)
Source: RefSeq, a predicted model, not a curated record
CGCAAAGGCGCUGGGUCGAGGAUCCCGGAAGGGUCCUCGCAUUGUUUACAUUCUCGUCUUUGUCCAGUGGAAAUUCCGCCAAAAUGUCCAAAAAACGGUCCAAAGGCGGUGAGAGCAGCAGCCUGCGGGCGGUGAUCGACGAGCAGCUGACGGCGGCCGCUCAGGAGAUCUUCUGGCUGCUCAAGGAGCGCCAUCAGACGGACGUAGAGGAGCUGAAGGAGCUGGUGACAGAGCGGAUCUCCGCGGCCGUGGAGCACAUCUUCACCGUGUUUGAAGCGAGCAGAGCGGCCGAGCGGGGAGCAGAGGAGCCCGAGUUGUGUUUGUCAGUCGGCGUCAGGAGUCUGUCUGAUGAGAAACACCAGAAGCGCAAUGUCUCUGUGGACAACCAGCUGAAGGAACCUCUGCCGGGAACUUCCUCCAGACCAGAAAAUGUUUCUGAACCGGACCACCACACAGCCUCUCCGGCUGGCAAGGAGGAGGAGGACGAGAAUGACGAAGAAGCAAUGCCUCACUGCUGCAGAGUCUGUGGGAGGUCCUUUGACAGGAAGGGCUUCCUGAUGAAACACGUGGAGAAACACUUGAAGGAGGCAGAGUGUGUUUGUGGUCUAUGCGGCGAGCGUUCGGAGUCCAGCGACGGCUUGAGGCUGCACCUUCAAACGCACCGUGACAGCAGCAGGACCUGCAACGUCUGUGGCAAGAAGUUCCCGUCAAUCCGAGCUCAGGAGACACAUCUGAGGCUGCACACGGGAGAGAAACCCUUCAGCUGCCUCGUCUGUGGCAAAGUCUUCAACCAAAAGGGCAACAUGGUGACGCACAUGAGGAUUCACACGGAGGAGAAGCCAUUCAGGUGCUCCAUCUGCCACAAAGAGUUCAGCCACACUGGCUCUCUGGAGCGGCACAUGAAGGCCCAUGACGGACAGAUGCCAUUCAGCUGCAAACUCUGUGGCAAAGAUUUCAGCAAGAGUACCGAGCUUAGGCGCCACAUUCGGAGCCACGAGUCCAGUGACAGGAGCAGGCGUAGGAAACCGAGUCUGACUCCUUCUCACUGCUGCAAGGUCUGUGGGAACGCCUUUCACAAUAAAGGUAAUUUUCUGCGGCAUGCAGAGACUCAUUUAAAUGAUCCUGCGUGUCGCUGUGGUGUCUGUGGAGAGCAGUCUGAAUCCUCUGAGAACCUGCAACUUCACAUCCAGAGUCACAGAGAAACCAGCAGGAUCUGCGACAUUUGUGGUAUCAGCUUUAGGGACAUGGAGAUCCACAUGAGGACGCACACUGGCCAGAAACCCUUCAGCUGCAAAGACUGUGGCAAGGACUUCCCUAGGAAAGGCUCUCUGGAGAGACAUAUGAAGCUACAUGCCGGUGAGAGGCCGUAUAUCUGCGAGUUCUGCGGGAAGACCUUCAUCGAAAACACUGUUCUGAAGAGACACAUCAAGAGCCACAUGGGAGGGAAGCCAAGGAUUUACUCCUGUGACGCUUGUGGAAAGAAGUUCACCAUGAGCCAGCAUCUGGAUGUGCACAAGAGGAUCCACACUGGGGAGAAACCGUACACCUGCAGGGUCUGCGGGAAAAAAUUCCGGCAGAUUGGCAACCUGGACUCCCACAUGAGGAUCCACACGGGUGAGAAGCCAUUCAUCUGCAGCCUCUGUGGGAAGAGGUUUCGCCAGAAGAUCUCUCUCGAGACCCACGAGAGAUUCCACAAGAAGGAGAAACCGUACAGCUGCCACCUCUGCACCAAGGGCUUCGUCCAGAAGAUCGACCUGAAAAGACACAUGCUGACGCACACCGGGGAGAAACCGUACAGCUGCCUCAUCUGUGGGAAGAGGUACCAGGAGAAACGCUCGGUAGAGUCGCACAUGAAGGUUCACGCCGGAGAAAGAGCCGACAAAGAUGUGACACCGAAUAUGAAACGGCAGGAAGGAGUUCACGCUGACUUCAUCCAGCUGUGACCUGCAGAGGCACUGACAUGACUCUCACGAUAUAGGUCUCAUGCUUUUAACUCAGAUAGUUUUACAGUCUUAUUUUAGUGUUAUGCUGAUCUGUGAAGCCUUUUUAUACUAAACAGUGUUCAGUAACUAAUUGAUUUUCCACUGAAGAACCUUUUCCAGUAGCCCUGGAACUUUUUUUUUGGAAACUUUGGUACCUUACCUGCGUCUCUACUGCAGGAACAGGGGAAUAGAUUCAGUUCCUGUUUGGAGUCUGCAGUGCUGAACACCGAUUGGUCAAACACAAACUCCAAGCUGCUUCAACUCUUGUACACAGAGGCAGAUGAUCUGCAGGUCUUCACAGUUCUUCAGAUGCAGCAGAAAUACAAACAAGAAUGUGCAAAAGAGAUUUUCAUUUCCCACGUGAGCUUAAUGUCACAUACCAAGUGGUGGUUCUGCUUUUGUGUCCACUGGUGAAUUCCUGGAGCUGAAUUUGCACAGGAGGUAAAACCAAAUCCAGCUUCCAGGUACUUGUGUCUGUGUUUGACCUGUUAGAGGCAAUCAGCUCUGCAAACUCUAUGUGAUAGUUCCUGGACUGUAGAUGUUUUUGGAGCUGAGCAACUGUUUUAAAAUUCUAAAAUCCCCCUUUUUUUAAUCUAUCCACAGUGCAAGAACUGGGAACGAUGAUGAUGAUGAUUUUUUAGCUCUCUUAGCCCAAAGGGAACUUUGAGCGGCGUAAGUGUGACUGGUUGAAGACAUGAACAAACACAAUUUAAAAUCCGAGUUAGCCGUGUCAACAAGAGCUGGAACGAACAUCAAACUGUGGGUGGUUCCUCUCACAGAUUCCCCAGAACUGUUCAGUCCAAAAACGCCGUAUCAGACAGUACUCACCCUGGAACAGGAACUUUUUGGGACCAGACAGUAAAGCCCUUGUUAAGACAAGGAAUCUGUAGCAACUGCCAGUCGAAGUGACGGUUUUCCACCUCUCAGACAGAGGAAACACUGGUCAACAGAGAGGCAGCCACAUAAGUUAAUUCAGUUAUUAAAAACUUUGUGUUGAUGAUCAUUUAGUCCAAACACAAUCUGAUGUGUGUUUGAUCUCUUUAUUUUUCUCACUCCCCUUCAGUCUUUAUAUUUUAAAGUCUCAACCUUUUAAUAUAACAAAUUAGAAACAGAAGAAAAAGUCAGAAAAGACUAAUGAAAUGUUAGCUGUCAACUUAGAAGAAGAAGAAUCAGAAUCAGCUUUAUUGACAGUAUAUAUAUUUUUACACACACACACUGAAUUCGUCUUCUGCAUUUGACCCAUCCUUAGUUGAACACACACAUGCAACACCUGGCAAAUUACAUGCAGUGAAACACACACAGGAGCAGUGGGCAGCAUCAAGCGCCCGGGGAGCAUAUUGGGGGGUUAAGUGCCUUGCUCAAGGACACAUCAGCCGGCUACCUCCGACUUUCUGGAGGUUUUUUAAAAACAUCACUUUGUUUCUCAAUGAUAAUUUCAUGAAUGUAUUAUAUAAGUGUAGAAAACUUCUUUGACAAACAUAUCAGGUGUUUCAGCCUGAAGAUGUGUUGUUUGAAACUAAAUCCUGUUCAUGAAAGAAAAUUAAAACAUUUCAUCUUCCCA